This is a messenger RNA of Camponotus floridanus (Florida carpenter ant), 5113 nucleotides long. It is a transcript of the gene gro, whose product is annotated as protein groucho-like. The record is from RefSeq and is a predicted model, not a curated record. Gene Ontology annotation, molecular function: protein binding; transcription corepressor activity. Gene Ontology annotation, biological process: negative regulation of canonical Wnt signaling pathway; regulation of DNA-templated transcription. Gene Ontology annotation, cellular component: nucleus; transcription regulator complex. NCBI's taxonomy places the organism in Eukaryota, Metazoa, Arthropoda, Insecta, Hymenoptera, Formicidae.
CAGUGCUGCUUCUCCGUCUGUGUGGUGUGCGCGCGCGCUCGCUCCCAUUGAUGCGUCGGUGUGGGACUCGUCGCGGCGGCUUAGCGCGUAGGUCGUCGCUCAUCGGUGUGUUCGUGGCGCGGCGACGGCGACGGCGGCAAGCGGCGUUCACACGUUCCCGUCAUCCACUACCACUCGGCUCGCGUCGCGAGGCUCGCAGUCGAGCGUCGUACGUUGCGCGACGCGGACGCGGUGUUCGCUCGUUCCCGUUCCCGUUCCCGUAUCGUCCGGUCGCGGCCGCCGUCGUACACGCACACAUUCGACGUGGACGUGUGUGUUGACUUUGUGCACGCAUCCUCCUACGAAAGUGUCAGUGUGCCAGACGAGAAAGAGGAAGAUACGCGCGCAAGAGGAGAGAGAAGCGCAGCGAGAGAGUGUGCGGCAGGAAACGCGAGUGCUUUUUCACCGCAGUGCCAAGACAGAUUAACGACGGAUUUCAUCGUGCCUACGUUUCUUCCACGGCCAGGAUCUAGAAUCGCAAACUCGUGACGGAUAUUCUCAAGGAAUGACGAUAUUCCACGACAUAUGAAGGAUGAACGGCGCCCGAGAAAUUACGAAGAUAUUCUAAAAGUGUCUGUGAAAACGUAACUCGAACGUAAACGAGAUCGCUUUUCCGCGUACAGAUUAAUCGAUGAGAAAGUGUCGUACUCGGGCUCGCGAUAAAGUAAUCGGCGCGAUGAAUCGCGUUGUGCUGUGAGCAGUGCCCGAAGAGAAGAUCGAUUUAAAACUGCGACCGUCGUCAAAUGGAGUCCCUUCCGGAUCACGAGGAUGCGUUCGUGUCUACGAACACAUGGUGAAAUGAUCGUGUGCGUAAUGUAUCGUGGAUGCUGCAACGAUUUCUAAGAAGCAAUUGCCCAAGACUAAGAUGUACCCCGCGCCGGCGAGACAUCCCGCCGCUCCCGGUGGCGGUGGUAGCGGCGGGGCUGCUGGCGGGCUGAAAUUCACGGUGGCGGACACUUGCGAGAGGAUCAAAGAGGAAUUCAAUUUCAUCCAACAGCAGUACCAUUCACUGAAGCUUGAGUGCGAGAAGUUGGCCAGCGAGAAGACCGAGAUGCAGAGGCACUACGUUAUGGUAAGGCACUUUUACUACGAAAUGUCAUACGGCCUCAACGUUGAAAUGCACAAGCAGACAGAAAUCGCAAAGAGGCUGAACGCGAUAAUCGCGCAACUGCUUCCGUUUCUGGCGCAAGAGCAUGGCUUGCAGCAUCAGCAGCAGGUGGCCAACGCUGUGGAGAGGGCGAAGCAAGUCACCAUGUCCGAACUGAACGCCAUUAUCGGGCAGCAGCAACAGCAGGGCCUCCAGCAGCUUUUGCAACAGAUCCAUGCGCAGCAACUGCCCCAUGGCGCGGUGGUCGGCGGUCUUCCGCCGGGCGGUCUGCUGGGCUUCGCAGGUGCGGCCGCGGCGGCCGCAGCCGCGGGUGUGCCGCCGCACUUGGCGCCGCCGCCGCAUCCCGCGGCCGCAGCUGCGGUCCAGGCACAGGCGCAGGCGCUGCUGAAGCCUGCCGAUCUCCAGCAGCAUCGCGCGGCCGCGGAGACGCCCGAGGAUCGUAAGCCGAUCGCUUUGCCGGACGAGAGACUCGGUCAUCGCUCGGUCUCGCCACCCGAGAAAUUUCGCAGCCGCACACCCGACCUCGAGGGCGACCCCAAGAGGCGGAAGGAGGAGAAGCUAGGACACGAGAGCGAUGCUGAAAAAAGCGAUCAGGAUCUGGUUGUCGAUGUGGCGAACGAGGAGGCAUCAUCCCCGCACGCGAACGGCGAGCAUUCGGAUCCACGCGAAAACGGUACCUUGGAGAAGCUGGGCGCACCAGGUCACGUUGGCGGACCGGCAUCAGGGACGGGCUCGGCAUCCGUUAAGGACAGGCCACCGUCGCGCAGCGGCAGCUCAUCCGCCCGUAGUACACCGUCUCUGAAAAGUAAAGAUGUCGACAAGCCGGGUACACCUGUGGCGGCGGCGAGGGGCUCGCGCAGUUGUACGCCAACUAUGGGCGGCAUCCCUGGGCCCUUGGCAUCGCGGGUCUAUCAUCCGCCAUCGUCGCAGCAAACGCCACCGCAGGGUUAUCAGGGCUUGCCAUCCCGCGGCAAUGAGCCGCCGCAGUCGCCCUCGCCAUACAGCAACUUGCCAUACGCGAGGCCCUCUUUGCUUGGUUUUGACAGUCACAUGAGGAUAUCCGCGAGUAACGGGCUGAGCAACAUCGCGGGCGGCAAACCAGCGUACUCUUAUCACAUGAACGGCGAGGGCCAGCUACAGCCCGUACCAUUCCCCUCAGACGCUCUAAUCGGACCGGGCAUUCCGCGUCACGCGCGUCAAAUUAAUACCCUGACUCACGGCGAGGUGGUCUGCGCCGUCACGAUCUCGAAUCCGACCAAGUACGUUUACACCGGCGGUAAAGGUUGCGUCAAGGUUUGGGAUAUCGGCCAGAGUGUCGGCAGUGCCAGCGUGAAACCAGUUUCGCAGCUGGACUGUUUGCAACGUGACAAUUACAUUAGGUCCGUGAAACUUUUGCCCGACGGAAGGACUCUGAUAGUCGGCGGGGAGGCCAGCCAACUGAGCAUCUGGGACCUAGCGAGUCCCACGCCGAGAAUCAAGGCGGAAUUGACUUCGUCAGCGCCCGCCUGCUACGCCCUAGCGAUCUCGCCGGACUCCAAGGUCUGCUUCAGUUGCUGCAGCGAUGGCAACAUCGCUGUUUGGGACUUGCAGAACCAGACGUUGGUCAGGCAGUUCCAGGGCCAUACAGACGGGGCGUCCUGCAUCGAUAUCUCCGCCGAUGGGUCCAAAUUGUGGACCGGCGGCCUCGACAACACCGUGCGCUCGUGGGACCUUCGCGAAGGCAGACAAUUGCAGCAGCAUGAUUUUACCUCGCAGAUAUUUUCUCUCGGUUAUUGUCCAACCGGGGAGUGGUUGGCCGUUGGAAUGGAGAACUCGAACGUGGAAGUGCUCCACGCCACCAAGUCUGACAAAUACCAACUGCAUCUGCACGACUCUUGCGUGCUCUCGCUGCGUUUUGCCUCCUGCGGAAAGUGGUUUGUCUCUACCGGCAAGGACAACUUGCUGAAUGCUUGGCGUACGCCAUACGGUGCUUCAAUCUUUCAGUCUAAGGAAUCAUCGUCGGUGCUGAGUUGCGACAUUUCCGCAGACGACAAGUACAUUGUGACUGGAUCCGGCGAUAAAAAGGCCACUGUAUACGAAGUGAUUUACUAAGCCUAUCCGUUAACGAAAAGAAAGACCUGUCUUUCCUCCUUAAUAGUGUUAAAAUCAAUCGAGAACUUUAUUAAUCUCCCGUAUAUCUUCCCUUCGCAAGGAGGGGAGCGCAAAAAGUUCCCGAAAGUGGGAUUCUUAGCAGCCUUAGGACCCUUUAAGACCAUUCGACUGGUAAUUGUGUACAUAUAUGCAUAUGCGAAUCUAUAACGGAAUUACAAUAGAAGAAUGUGUGAAAAAUCAGUGUAUGCGUGCAUGUACGAGUGCGUGCGUGCGUGUGUGCGUGCGGAGCGGUUCGCACGCCUACUAAAGUAAACGAGAGGAGCCUUCGCAAACGGUGAUGUUAGACAUAUAAUAUGAUUUUGUAGCUACGUAAAUGUAGGAUUAUAACGCGCCUAAAGCGGCCUGGUAUCAUCGAGAUUAGGCGUCGCAAGAUUAGUCUCGCCUAUCGGCGAGAAAUUGCAUUAUGCUUUUCAGCGAACGGAACACGGGCGUUCGUCGAGACGUCACUUCGAACACUUUUGCAAUCGCUAUAUCUUCAAACAGAAUCGAAUCCCUUCUGCUGUCCCUUCUCGAGUAACACAAAAAAACCGUCUAAGAGAAAAAACGCAUUUGAAAAAUGUCCGAAAUCUUCUUUUAUGAUAUUUGUGCGACAUUGUUUUAUUUCUAGAAGCUUAAUUGUAUUGCGUUGGCGGACUUUUAUUAAUGAGAUGUACAUUCAUAGAUGCAUAUAUGCAAUAUAUGUAAUAAUCUGUUAUGAAUAAUCAAUAUUGUUAAACUCGGUUCGAUAAUUUCUAAUCGGGAUAAAAAAGCUAUAUCUCUCGAGUAAUUUGUCGAGCGUAUUAAGCAAGAGGACGGCACAUGCUUUGAACUGUCAGAUUCUAUCGGUGUCAAUUUCACUGUCACGACUCCUAUUGCCAUUUGACACAUAGCAAACUUGAUUACAAGCAAAUACUUUUUUUGCAUCGUAAGCAUAAAGAAUGAUACCUUAUUGUGUAAUAAUUGAAUUUGUACGUGAUAUGCGUGAUGACGGCGAAUGGCAGAUACGAAUCCCUGUACAGAAUCCUUGUACAUAUUCGACGUUUGUGAUUAUAAUGAUUAUAAAACGAGUGCGCAUAUACAGUGUACUCGGAAUCUUUAAAUAUACCUAUGUAAAGUACAACCCCGUGCACAAUCGAAACAAAACUAUUUCUCUACUUUAAUUAGGUGAUACAAUGCGCGGAGAUCAAUAGAGGCGGAUGACUUGCUGCAGUUUUUAAAUAUCGAGUUUUAUAAUAUUGAUGAAAAAAAUAUUGACAUUGCACGAAAAAAAAAAAAAACCAAAAGAUCACAAAUAUCUUAUGUUGAAAAAUAUUUGAGCAAUAAUAUUAUAAUUGGGGUUUUAUAUCCGAUCGUAUAAAAUACGAUAAGGAGCAUCUUCUCCUCGUAAGUGCUUUCGCGAAUGAUUUCUGCUUUCGAUUGAUCUUCGUCUUGCGAAAAUUAGCUGGAUGAAAUUCUCGACAGACAGACGAGCGCGAAUUAUAAUGUAUCAUCGAAAUGAUUAAAUUUGUGAAAUUAUACGGUCCUUUAUUCUGUGUCCUUAACGUGAAGUAAUAAAACCAAGUAAACCUUAAGAAAAACGGAUAGAGUUACUUUAUUAUAGUUCUCGCAGUUCUCGUCUUGCUGGCGAAUAUAUGGCAAAUUGAGAGGUUUGAUUAUAUAUGUAUAACGCGCGCACGCGCGUAUCACUUAUGUAGGGAAAGAUAUGUCAUAUAAUUAAUGAUGACGUAUCCGCAAAUUUCUUGAGGAAAAAUAAAUACGAAUCUAUUUCACUUCUUCCUCACAUUUUUAGUAAUAAUAUAUGACAAUUGAUAUAUUAUUACACACACGCGCGUAUAC